Messenger RNA from Oryzias melastigma (Indian medaka), 3891 nucleotides. RefSeq names its product RAS-like, family 11, member A (gene rasl11a). NCBI's taxonomy places the organism in Eukaryota, Metazoa, Chordata, Actinopteri, Beloniformes, Adrianichthyidae. The transcript is spliced from 7 exons. The coding region runs from base 1735 to 2592 and encodes 285 amino acids. Gene Ontology annotation, molecular function: GTP binding; GTPase activity. The record is from RefSeq and is a predicted model, not a curated record.
UCAUAUUGAGGUAAUUACCUGGGGGAUCACAUGUUUGCGGGGGGAGACAUUUUAUUGUGAUUAUAACUCACCUGUUGAUUUUGCACCUGUAAAUUAUAGGGGAGAGUGUGGGCUGGGUGGCCACAUUUUUUGUUGACCGCUUUUUUGUCGCUUUUUUCCCAUUUUUGUGCUUUUUUCUUUUUCUUACAGUAAGCCAGAGUUAUCCUAAGUUGAUUUAAUUACCUUUUUUUGUUAUUAAUAAAAGGUUCAAAGUGUUACCUAAUUCAAGCCCCUUUGUUUAGGGCUUUUUGUUUCAUGUUUAUUUGUCCAGUAUAGUUGCAAAAAAGCUAAAUAAACAAAAUCCGGUAUGUCUGGACACACAAAGACUUUUCUCUGAUUUAGCAUUUUUGAAUAUUUUACUGAUUUUUAUUGGUUUCAUUUUGUUUGUUUGUUUUUUGGUUGUGUUUCAGUGUGUUUGGAUUCAAGUUCUAUUGCUGAUAAAAAUAUAUAUAUGUGUAUUUUUGAAUGUUCUUGAAACAAAUGUGUAUCUGUUGGGUUAAAACUGACGCAUAACACGAGAGAAGUUACUAGAGUUCAUCAUUUUAAUUAACUUUAUAUUCUGUAGAAUUUAAGUAAGAUAAAACCUUUGUUUUAUUUGUAGAAUUCUCUUGAGGUUAUUUUUUUUCUGUUUUCAUUGAAAUCUAGAAACAUUCUUAUGUUUUAAAGGACCAGAGAUCCACAGAUAAUAAAAAAACAACAUUUCCAUGGAUGUGGAAGCCUAACAAGAUAACAAUAAAUGGAUAAUAGAUGAGAGUUACUGCUGCAACAUUUCUUCCUUAGAUUAGAUGUUUACACACCAGUCCAGGCUGGAUUGGAUUUGGUUUUUCAUGUUUCGCUAUGGAUUACGCUCUCCGAUCUCAGGGCGUCUACUGUCCCGAGUGUUCGAACAGAAAAAGUAAGGACGGCUUUUUAAUAGAAACUAGUUAAUUAAAAAUGUGCUUCUAUUGGUGUGGAGUAAGCCUGCCCCUGCUUCCCGACAUCCUUCAGCAUACAUACUCUCCAACUAGCUUACAGCUUUGUAACAAAAUGAGUUUUGAGCCAGAUACCAACUCGGACGAGGAAAACAAAGACUAGUCGUCUGCAUGUGGAUGGAUCAGGAUGGAGCUUGUGGCUCGCUUAUUCAUAUGUUUAAUUUUACGAUUUGAGUAAAGAAAUACUCAGAAAAUGUUCUUUGAUCUGGAGCAUCAAGCUGAGAGGAAUUCUGGGAUUAACCUUCAUAUGGCAUGCAGAGGAAUUCUGGGAAUAUAUGGAGAGCAGUGAGCUGAUGUCUUAUGCUUUGACUUCCUUCAGAGGGAAAUCUUCUCAGACCCACAACUGCAGGGGAAAAGGUCAAAGGGUGACCCCCCCACACACAUUCACUCUGGAGCUGUGAUGGAUGGAGGUCCAGCUGUGGCGUUCACGGCCCUCCCCAUGAAGGAAACUCCUGCUCUGCGCUGAGAAAAAAACAAAAAACGGUCGAAUGGAAAUGAGGGAUGGGCCAAACUGCUUGUCUCGAGUGGAGCCGGAUUUGUCUCACGGAUCAGAAAGUCUUUUUUUUUUUUUUCCUUCGUUAGGAAACACGCUGGACAGCCGCGAGGACGGUAAAGGACCGGAUCUAGUUUGUUUUUGACUUUAUUUCAAGGACUGCAUUCAACAGCACGGACUGACCCCUUCCCCGGGACGCGGCUCACUGCUAGGGGGGCGGAGGAGAGCUCGAUGCGGCUGACCGCAGGUCCGGGAACUAUGAGCGGCGGCUCCGCUAACUUCCUGCUGGUCCCCAUCCCGGAGUUCCCGCUGCCGGACAGCGCGCUCGCCAGGACCGUGAAGAUCGCGGUUCUGGGAGCCAGCAACGUUGGGAAAACCGCUCUGAUCGUCAGGUUUCUGACCAAGAGGUUCAUUGGGGAUUACGAAGCGAACACAGGUGAGUGUGUGUCUGUGCUGCUAAAACAAAACAAAAAAAAAAGCCAACCUUCAUCCUCGUCAUUUAUCCUCGUCAUCAACCCUCUCUCUGGGUCUGCAGGGGCGCUUUACUCCAGGAAGGUGACUCUGGACGGAGAAGAGGUGUCCCUGCAGGUCCAGGACACUCCUUGCGUGGCUCUCCAGGAUGAUCCUGAAGGCCUGUACUGCCAGGAGCAGAUCAACAGGUCAAUCUACUGGGCAGAUGGAUAUGUGUUGGUUUUUUCCAUUACAGACCACAGCAGCUACAGAACCAUCCAGCCUUUAUACCAGCAUGUCAGGCGUAUUCACCCGUCUGGAAACAUUCCCGUUAUUUUGGUUGGCAACAAGAGCGACUUGCUGCGAGCAAGGCAGGUGUCAGCAGACGAAGGCGAGACGUUAGCGGCAUCUCUGGGAGGGGCUUACUUCGAGGUGUCUGCCAGAGAAAACCACGAGGGAGUCCAUGCCGCCUUCCUGCAUCUCUGCCAGGAGGUGAUCCGAGCACUCGGAGGAGGGAAUGGAGAGAAAAGGAAGGGAGGCCUCCACCUGGCCAGACCCAAAUCUCCCAACAUGCAGGAGCUGAAGAGGAGGUUCAGGCAGGUCCUGUCAUCCAAAGUCAAGUCAGCGACAACCAUCUGAUCCCAUCUGUGAAGUGAGGAGGACUGUGGCUUCCCGCCACGGCGGCAGAGACAGAAGAAACUUGAAGCUCUCAUGACCUGCUCCUCAGAGCCCCUCUGGGAGCGCAUGGACUAUGAGGGACAGCGAGCUCUCAGACGGGCAACGCUCCCCGAGGAUGGAAAGGUCACGGUGGGAUGUUCAGUGUCUCAAUGAUAAGAUCAAAGUUUCUGAACAAGAAAGACGACUCUGUGAUCAUUGUGUUUGCAGAUUAGCAAACUGAAACAGACUAAAAAAAGGCUUUUGUUUACUCACCCCACACAACAUGGUCAGAUCCAGCUUCCUGUGGUUUCAAACAGGAAGUGACCUCAGAGAGGAACAUCAAAGUGGAUAAAAGCCAGAAAAAGCUCUAAAGCUAAUUUCAGAUCCACAAAUUUUUCAUCUACGAAUGAAAAGCAGUAAAAUUUUGGAUUUUAAUUUUUUAUUUUUAUGACAUUUGCAGUUUGAGCAUCCAGAUUUUGUGUUUGUGUGACUUUGAAGAUAAUGCAGCAGCUGUUCGGCUCCAACAUCCAUUUGAGUUUUCCUCCAUGUCAAACCAGCAGGAGACAGACUGGAAAUGCAGUGACAGAGUGUGUACAUAUUUUAGUGUGUGUGUGAAUGUGUGUGUGUGUGAUGGUUUUUGCCACCUUGUAAGAACUUCCUCCUAACUGAAGACAUACACGUGGGGACUUGUUGUACGGUGGGGACCUGAGUUGAGGUCACCACGGGCAAAUGCAUUCUGAUAGGUCCAGAACAGUGUGUAAACACCCCCCUAAAAUUUUUCAAAGUCCUCACAAUAGCCAUCUAAAGACAAAAUUGUGUGUGUGUGUGUGUGUGUGCAGGCGCCCCCCAGUGGUCACACUUGACAUGUGUGUGUGCUCUGUCGUUCUCAUGACCUUUCCCCUCUCCUAAAGUUCCCAGAAUUCCCUGUUAGGACAAAUUCUUUGUGGCAGGAAAGGUUCACAAUUUAAGGUCAUUCAAGGAGUUUUACAGAAAAAAAUCAAAUAUUAGCAAAUCUCCAAAAAAAAUACAGUAAAAACAUUAAAUCAUAAUUAAAAUUACGUUAAAACUAGAAUUAAAGAUCUGGUUCUAUAACACACUCAGACAAAUGCAUAUAGACGCACAAACUCACCACAUUUUGUGUGAUCUUUGACCUUUGGUGCUAGAAACUGGGAUGUCCCUAAAACCCUCCCUCCUCCAUAAAUUAUCAUGUUACACCACAAAGAAGACGAUUACCACACUUUCAUUUGAGAAAAAAUUUCCCUCCUGUGUUUUGAUCUGACC